CCCGGCGCUGACUGGCCCCCGCGGCAGUGCCGGGAACGGGCUCCCACAAUCCUCUGCGCGCGGGGCUCGUCUUCGUCGUCCCCGCCCACGACGCCUGGCUGGGGAGGACCCGGAGCAUGAGGGUCCCAGGUCAGUGUCACCUGACGAAGGGUACCUUGGACAUCAAAGUAAACAUUUUCUUGUCUGAAGAUCAUUGUCAUUAAUCUUUACCAUGGCAUCUGGAACUGAGUCAGUUAUGUUUAAAGAGUUUUGCCCCUUAUACUAUCUCCUCAGUGCCAUUCCAGCUAAGAUCCAAAAGGGCUUUCGCUCUAUUGUGGUUUACCUCACAGCACUUGACACCAACGAGCACUAUAUUGCAGUGGGCAGUAGCAUUGGGAUGCUCUAUCUUUACUGCAGACAGUUAAAUCAGAUGAAAAAAUACAAUUUUGAGGGGAAAACUGAAUCUAUAACAGUUGUUAAACUCUUAAGCUGCUUUGAUGAUCUUGUGGCAGCUGGCACAGCCUCAGGCAGGGUUGCAGUCUUUCAGCUUGUGUCUUCAUUGCCUGGGAGAAAUAGACAGCUUCGGAGAUUUGAUGUAGCUGGUAUUCACAAAAAUAGCAUUACUGCUUUGGCUUGGAGUCCCAAUGGCAUGAAGUUAUUCUCUGGAGAUGACAGAGGGAAAAUUGUCUUUUCUUCUUUGGAUCUUGACCAGGGAGUCUGCAACUCCAGCUUGGUAUUAGAAGAACCAUCUUCAAUUGUGCAGCUGGAUUAUAGCCAGAAAGUUCUUCUGGUCUCUACCUUACAGAGAAGUCUGCUUUUUUACACUGAAGAGAAAUUGGUCAAGCAAGUUGGAACCCAACCAAGAAAAAACACAGGGAAAUUUGGAGCAUGUUUUAUUCCUGGGUUGUGCAAGCAAAGUGACCUCACGUUAUAUGCUUCAAGGCCUGGGCUACGAUUGUGGAAGUCUGAUGUCCAUGGAACGGUGCAGGCAACAUUCAUCUUAAAAGAUGUAUUUGCUGGAGGAGUGAAACCUUUUGAACUGUAUCCUCGACUUGAACCAGCUGAGAAGGGAAGUUGCCCAUUAUCGGAGAAACACCUAGGGCUUGUGUCAUGCUUCUUUCAAGAUGGCUGGGUAUUGAGCUGGAAUGAGUAUAGUGUUUAUUUAUUAGACACUAUAAAUCAGGCUACAAUUGCUGGUUUGGAAGGUUCAGGUGAUAUUGUAUCUGUAUCCUGUACUGAAAAUGAAAUAUUCCUAUUAAAGGGAGAUAGGAACAUUAUAAGAAUUUCGAGCAGACCUGAAGGAGUUGGAUCAAUAGGUAGAGAUGGCACAGAAAUCUUGGGAUAUCCUGAGAAAAUCCACCUGCAAAGUUUGGAUAAGCUAGGGACCUUUAGUAGUGAAACCAGAAACAGAGGCUCAUCUGUCACCAGUGAAUCAAGAAGUCGGAGUAGUUCUGUGAACUCUAUAGAUAGCAGUUCUAGCUUCCUGACAGCAGGAGACCAAGGUUCCUCUGAAGUAUUGAAAGAAAGCCAGGCUUCUCACAGGUUCAGUGUAAUUAGCUGUGAAGACUUUGACCAAGAACUUAUUGUGCAGCCCAUUAAAGUGAAAAAGAAAAAGAAAAAGCAAGAAGGCGGGACCAAGAAAACACCGAGUUCCCUUGAAGGAACUCCAUGUUAUGAGCAUCCGUUUUCUGAUGAAAGUCCUCACUCAACAACCACAGACCAGUGUUCCAUGACCUCAAGUUUUCUGGACAGCAGUCUAGAUCAGACAAAUACAGAUUCUCCUGAUCAGCAGAGCAUUUUACAGGAAAAUAAUGACUCUGAAACCUUUAGUGUUCUUGAAGUGUCAGAAUCUACCCCAGACUUAUUGGAUUUAGAAAAUGAGAGUAAAAAUGAAGUGCUAAAUUACAACCAUGAAAGUGGAACGGACACAGAUAAUUUAGUAUGUGAUCUACCUGUACUCCUGACUGAAGAAGUAGAAGUUGAUGAUAUACCAGAACUCAAACCCAGACAUUUUCUUGUGAAUAAUGAGCAAAAUAGUCAAGAGUCUUCCAACCAAGACCAAGAUGACUUUACUGAAUUACAAAAAGCAGAUGAAACAGUACAUGAACUGAAAAUUCAAGAUGCUGAAAGCACUUUUUCUGAAAAAAACUGCUCAGGUACACAAACAGUGCCUUCAAGUCCUAAUACCCUACCAAGUGCUGAAAAGUUGCUGCCUGAGAAAAGAAGUGAUGAAAACUGGGUAGAGAUGCCAGGGAUGCAGGAAGAUUUUUCAGUGAAUGUGACUCUAGAAAACCUCAGCUUGAAUUCCUACCAUAGUCUCUUAAAAGAUAAUAUUGUUGAUCAGCAGAAAAAAAUUGUGCUUUCUAAAUUUGAUUUUAGAGCAGAAUCAUGUCCUCAAGUGUCUUCUUCAGCACCCAUUAUCCAUGAAACUAAGAUUGAACAGUCCCUGCAAGAGCAAGUGUUAACAUCCAGUGAUGAAGAGGACAUUUAUGCUCGUGGUCUGCCUUAUUCAUCAUCUGAAGCUAGCGUAGCUGAACUUGGUGGUAGUCUUUCUUUCCAGGAUGUGGCCAAAGCAAAUCUUGAGGAAACAGUAUUGUUAAAAUCAGAUCAGUUUGCAGAAAGCUGGAUGGGAUACUCUGGCCCUGGCUAUGGAAUCCUAAGCCUUGUGGUUUCGGAGAAGUAUAUCUGGUGCCUGGACUACAAAGGUGGACUGUAUUGUAGCGGUCUCCCUAGUGCUGGAAUACGGUGGCAAAAAUUUGAAGAUGCAGUCCAGCAGGUGGCAGUCUCUCCUUCAGGUGCACUUCUCUGGAAGAUUGAACAGAAAUCUAACAAGGCAUUUGCCUGUGGGAAAGUAACUAUCAAAGGAAAGCGGCACUGGUAUGAGGCCCUGCCACAAGCUGUUUUUGUAGCUUUAAGUGAUGACACUGCUUGGAUUAUUAGGACUAAUGGAGAUUUAUACUUACAAACAGGUUUGAGUGUGGAUCGUCCUUGUGCCAGAGCUGUGAAGAUUGACUGCCCAUAUCCCCUUUCCCAGAUCACAUCUCGAAACAAUGUGGUAUGGGCAUUAACUGAACAAAGGGCGCUUCUGUAUCGAGAGGGAGUGAGCAGCUUCUGUCCAGAAGGGGAACAAUGGAAAUGUGACAUUAUAAGUGAAAGGCAAGCUUUGGAACCUGUGUGUAUAACUCUUGGAGAUCAACAAACCAUAUGGGCUUUGGACAUCCAUGGAAAUCUCUGGUUCAGAACUGGUGUUGUUUCCAAGAAACCUCAAGGAGAUGAUGACCAUUGGUGGCAAGUAGGCAUUCAGCUAUCAGUGAGCAUCACAGAUUAUGUGGUGUUUGACCAGUGCAGCUUAUUCCAGACAAUAAUUCAUGCCACACACACAGUGGCAACAGCUGCGCAGGCCCCUGUGGAGAAGGUGGCAGACAAGCUUCGAAUGGCAUUUUGGUCACAGCAGCUUCAGUGCCAGCCGAGCCUGCUUGGUGUCAACAAUAGUGGUGUUUGGAUCUCGUCAGGCAAGAAUGAAUUCCAUGUAGCAAAAGGAAGUCUAGUAGGGACGUAUUGGAAUAAUGUUGUUCCACGUGGUACUGCUUCAGCAACAAAAUGGGUGUUUGUGUUGGCUUCUGCUGCUCCUACUAAAGAAGGAAGCUUUUUGUGGUUGUGCCAGAGUGCCAAGGAUCUGUUUUGUGUGAGUGACCAGAAUCCGCAAUUCCGUCCUUCUACAGUCCAGCUUCCUCCUGAUACUGAAAUGAGAGCAUACUCUGCCUGCCAAGACGCCAUAUGGGGCUUAGAUAGUUUUGGACAAGUGUUUAUCAGAACACUGUCCAAAAGUUGCCCAACAGGAAUGCAUUGGAUGAGGCUGGACCUUUCUCAGCUAGGUGCUAUAAAAUUAAUCAGUUUGUCAUGUGGAAACCAGCACAUCUGGGCCUGUGAUUCCAGGGGUGGAGUUUACUUCCGAGUAGGAACCCAGCCUCUAAAUCCCAGUUUGAUGCUUCCAGCAUGGAUAACAAUUGAGCCACCUGCACAGCCUGUGGGAAUCAACUUAGUUAGUGUCCAUUCCAGUCCUAAUGACCAGAUGUUGUGGGCAAUUGACAACAAGUGGAAUGUCUAUGUCCGAGUUGGAAUCACUGAGGAGAUGCCUGUGGGAACUGAUUGGGAACAUGUGCCAGGAUUACAGGCCUCUCAUCUAGCUGUGAGUACAAGGACAGUUUGGGCACACUGUGCGAAUGGUGAUGUGGCCCGACGAUACGGCAUCACUGACAAGAACCCUGCAGGAGACUACUGGAAGAAAAUCCCUGGGAAUAUGUCAUGUUUGACAGUGACCCCUUUAGAUGAACUAUGGGCUAUUGGCCCACUAGGGUAUCUUCUCCAGCGUCUUACAAAGACCUUCAGCCACUCCCACAUCUUGCAGAAAACGGGCAGCACUUCAGUCUUACUUCAUCCUGAUGACUUUGAAGAUGAAUGGGAAGUUAUCUGAAGAGACUUUUGUGAAGGAUUUCUCGGGAAUUCCUAUAAUUGGCACAACUGGUUUAGUCAGCUCCCUUUUGACAUGUUCCCUAUAACAUCUGACCGUCCAUCCCAAGUGAAUCUACAUGUUUCAGUAUUUCUUUGGAAGCCAACAACUGUGGCAAACUGAAAUUAAACUCUUAAUUGUAGCAGCUCAUUCUGAACCAUUAACUCAGUUAAUCUCAUUAGUUGUGACAACAGCUACUUUUCAACCUCAUUCACACUAACAUCUAUAAAUAUGUAGUAUCUUUGUGAGAGGGACUUCUGUUGUGUUCAACACAUUGUCAGCAAAUCUCAUUGUUGGAUAAAGUGAAAUUAUCUUAAGUUCUUGUCAUCAAAAAUUCAGGCUAGGCUGCAACAUAAUGUCUGUGUACAUUAGAUGAAAUUUCAAAUCUUCAGCACCAACAAGAAUUAGUAAAUGUAGAUAAUGAAGUAGAGUUUGUUGGGUUUUUUUCCCCCCAAAAUGAUGGAUUAGGACCAGCAUGAUCACUUUCCUGUUAUAAACAUGUAAUGGCCCCAGGGCUAAAUGGAGGAUCAGGUUAAUGCUCUUCGACCAUCACAGCUUGUUCAGAUAAUGGCUUCAAUUACUCUCAUAGGAGUUGAUUCUCCUCCUCUCAGGCAGACACUCAGAGCUGUUGCAAAAUUGAUGAUCUCAACUCCAGAAACUCCAGAGGGGGCAGUAGGUGGAGAUUAAGUGCAGCAGGCUAGGAUGAGUGAAUGGACUCACACAAAGGCCCAGGAUGGUGUUCUCCCUGACUGCACUCAGGGCAAAGUAGUGGUCUUCUCAUUCCCAUAAUAUAAGGCAAUUGAAAGUAAUAAUAGUUAAGGCACAUAGAUGAAAAUGAGAUACACAAGUGUAUGUAGAUGCUUGAGAUGUAUCCCAAAAGCUGAGUUAGUGAUGAGAUGGGGAGAUGUUAUCACUACUGGGAGUAUAGCUAUGUUAGCUAAAUUUAGCAGUGUCUUUAAAGUUAUAUUUAACACAUGUUGCCUGUGGGCUAGAUGAAAACAGGCAACAUCCUCAGUCAAUUAAUCAUUGCCAUUCUUUUGGUUUUUCUAUAAGCCUCUCUGAGAUACCUCAUUCUUUAAAAAUCAGUACUAAAGAUAUAGAAUAAAACUCUUCUGUUCAAAAAUGAUAGUGGACUUUUACCCUUCUACUUUAGGUUUAUCUUGAGUCUGUGCUCCCUUAUCAGCCUUGGAAGGAGCCAGUUUUAAGAAGGGCAAGGGGGAGCUCAGCAUCGUGCAGUCAGCCUCGAGAGAAGGGUCUUGUUAUCCUCACCACUAGGCCUCUACCUGGGCAGCAGGCCACUCCCCAUUCAGAUCCACACAUCAGCACAGUGAAUCUACAGAAAUGUUAACAGUCCUUCAGCAUGAAUUCUUGGGAGCUGCUCCCUAGCAUCUGCCCACCCCAGCCAAACUUUAUGGUAGCCUCAUGUCCCUUGUAGAGCCAGAGUCUCUGCUCUUCCCUCUCCCUCCACCUUUGAAAGUAUCGGUAAACACUAAUCCCAACCAAGUGAGAGGCUUUUUGUUGUUUAUGAUUUGGGGCCAGGUCUUCAGCCCAUCCCUCGACACCUAUUUUAUGUAAGUGUGUCAGGAUGUAUGGGAGUCACGCUGUUGAUUGGUGGAGGUACAACCCUAAGGUAUAUACAGAACGACCCAGUCACAGAGAAAGGAGUUUUGUGUUAACAAUUGAGGAAGAAUCUAAACCAGAGGUGUCAGACAUGUGGCCCAAUCCCUAAUGCUUCCAGAACCAGAUUUAAAUGUAACUGGGAAAUGUUUAACAAAAUAAAUAAAAAUACAGUAAAACAAAGAUAAUGUUAGUUUGUGGUUUUCUAAGUCAGUAUGCAAUCCACAGGGAUCCAUUUCUAUUUGAGUUUGACACCACUGGUCUAAAAGAUUCUUUAAUGAGGACACUUUUAUAUAAUACUUUGUAUUAUAGCCCCAGCCCAGGUGCAAGUUCUGUGCUAUAUUAUAUACUGUGCCUUGCUUGGUUCAUAAUGGAUAUGGAAGCCCUUAAGUCAUGGAACUUUUAGUGCAAUCCAAAUUGAGUCUGGUUAAUAAUUAUAAAAGUCCUCUGGCUUCAUUGCUCUAAAUAGAAUUUUUAUUUGGGUUUUAACUUUUGCUUGUGUUUUGAGAGUGCAAUAAACUAGACUUUUUCAAAA
Molecule: messenger RNA, 6641 nt
Organism: Phascolarctos cinereus (koala)
Lineage: Eukaryota; Metazoa; Chordata; Mammalia; Diprotodontia; Phascolarctidae
Gene: TECPR2
Product: tectonin beta-propeller repeat containing 2
Molecular function (GO): protein binding
Source: RefSeq, a predicted model, not a curated record